Molecule: messenger RNA, 1594 nt
Organism: Anolis carolinensis (green anole)
Lineage: Eukaryota; Metazoa; Chordata; Lepidosauria; Squamata; Anolidae
Gene: cyren
Product: cell cycle regulator of NHEJ
Exons: 4
Coding region: 92-652 (186 amino acids)
Biological process (GO): double-strand break repair via nonhomologous end joining; negative regulation of double-strand break repair via nonhomologous end joining
Cellular component (GO): nucleus; cytoplasm
Source: RefSeq, a predicted model, not a curated record
UCUCUCUAGUCUGUCAAGAUCGUUUUGAAUUCUGCUCCUGUCUUCUGGAGUGUUAGCUAUCCCUCCCAGUUUGGUGUUGUCUGCAAACUUGAUGAUCGUGCCUUCUAACCCUUCGUCUAAGUCGUUAAUAAAGAUGUUGAACAGAACCGGGCCCAGGACGGAGCCCUGCGGCACUCCACUUGUCACUUCUUUCCAUGAUGAAGACGACGCAUUGGAGGAAAUGGGAUCUCCAGAAGCAGCAAAGAAGAGAAUCCUCCCAAUGUGGAUGACAAAGCGGGCAACUGAGUCAGCACAAGACCCAGAAAUCAGACCCAAGAGGAGGAAGAAAUCCGCUCCAGUGGGAGUUGAGACAGUUUAUUGUAUGAAUGAGGCAGAACUGGUGGACAUGGCUCUUUGUAUUUUGGCUGAGAACUCCAAGGGUAAGGAAACCAACAUAUCUUCAUCAGAAGAUGAGGACCCAGAGCCUCAACAAGCCAUGGCAGAUCAUCAUGGGACUCCAACGAGUGACAGUGAAGGAGACUCAAGCCCUUCUGUAGGAUCCAAGCUUCCCAGGGGAUUGGAUGCUUUAAGCUGCAGAAAGGCAACCAAAUCACAGGAGAAAGAUGACAAUGAUGAUGCUUUGAAAUAUGUCCGGGAGAUUUUUUUUACAUAAUUUUACAUCUUAAACAGACAAAAGAGAUACUGUAAGAAAUGGGCCACUUGGGUAUGAAGGAGUGGCUUCUGCAGAUAUAUGUGUACACUCCCCUUAAAAGAACUCUUGAUAUAAAGGAAUAAUGGGUGAUCAAGUCCUCAUUAAUCAAGCCCUCAAUCAAGUCCUGCUUCUCUUUGCAGAAAAGUAAAGUGUACCUGUGUGUGCUGUGUGUACGUACACACACACACACACACACACACACACACACACACACACAGUGGAACUUCAACUUAAGAGAAUCCCAACUUAAGCGUAUUUUGACUUAAGAGCUGUGACUCGGCCCAAGUUUCACCUUGACAUACAAGCAGCAUUUUGAGUUAGAAGCAAGUGCCAAAGGGAGUGCUAGCGCGAGAGUAGAGGACUUCAGGGCUUCAAGGUAGCAGCCUCUACACCUCAUGCCUCAUGUUCUUGUCCACUUAGGGAGAUUGCUGUCCACUUUACUCAUGGGGCCCUGGCUAGCACAGCAGAUUAGGCUGCCAGCUACAGAUCUUGCCUACUGGAAAGUUGGCAGUUCAGUUCGGGUGAGCUCCCACCAUCAGCCCUAGCUUCUGCUUACCUAGCAGUUCGAAAACAGCAAUGCGAGUUGAUAAAUAGGUACUGCUUUGGUGGGGAGGCAAAAGGCGCCCCUGAAGACAUGCUGGCAAUUCGAUCAGGAAGGUGUUCGUAGGCAACAGGCUUCUCAGCACAGAAAAACGGAACAACACCUCCCCAUGGCUGAGUCAAGCACAGCCUUCAGAUGCUGGAGAUGGGAAAAAAGAGGGAAGCCUUGACUGUUUAAGUACUGUCUUUUGUUGCAAAUUGUAUAACAGCAUUGAAUGUUUGCCAUAUAUGUACCCUGUAUUCCUCUCUGUAUCCUUUCAGGGAGAUAGAGCUGAAUAUAAAUAAAGAUUAUUAUUUUCAUCA